Molecule: messenger RNA, 1477 nt
Organism: Paramecium sonneborni
Lineage: Eukaryota; Ciliophora; Oligohymenophorea; Peniculida; Parameciidae
Source: the annotation of a GenBank genome assembly
AUGAAUUAAAUCAUUCAAGAAAAUAAUUCUUUAGCUAGUAAUUAAGCAUAAGGGUCAGAUCCUGAGACAAAAAAAUAGUAAUAUUAAUUCAUUUCGAGCGAGAAUUAAGUAAUAAGAAAAGGAAAAAAACAAACAAUUCAUGAAUUUUACAAGAUCAAAACUGAUAGAUAUUUGGAGAGUUUGAAAUCUAAAAAAUCAAAUGAUACUUCAGAGAUUAUGAAUAAUAGUUUUUAAGCACCAAAUAAUCCUGAUUUAGAGCAAGAAUAAAUUUAAGAAUAAGAAUUUUAAAUUCGAAAGAAUGAUCGAAAAUAAUCAACAAAACAAUUUUAUUAGAAGAAUGUCUUAAAAAUGUUAGAGAGAUUUGCAGCAAAAAAUGAAAUAGUUAAAUCUGUAAAUGAAAACAUAAAUUAAAAUUAAACAAAUUAAAACGAUAUUAAUUAUUCCGAAAAGCGAGAUGAAGAAUCUUAAAUAUAUAUGAAUAACUAGUUAUAUUGUGAAUCAUUAAAAUUGAUAGAACUAAAAAAGAACGUAGAAAUAAUCGAAUCGAAAUAAUAAUUUGUGACAUACUUAAGCAAUGAUGAUAUUUUGAAAUUUUAGGAAUAAUAAUAAUAAUAAAAAUAAUAAGAGUAAUAAUAAUAAUAAUAAUAAAAAUAAUAAGAGUAAUAAUAAUAAUAAUAAAAAUAAUAAGAGUAAUAAUAAUAAUAAUAAUAAAAAUAAUAAGAGUAAUAAUAAUAAUAAUAAAAAUAAUAAGAGUAAUAAUAAUAAUAAUAAAAAUAAUAUGAGUAAUAAUAAUAAUAAGAGUAAUAAUAAUAAUAAGAGUAAUAGUAAUAGUAAUAAUUAUAAUAAUAAAUAAAAGAUAAUAAUAAUAAACAAUAAGAUAUAAGUAAUUUUGAUUUAAAUCCUAAUUAAAAAGUAAGUGCGAUGAAAGGGAAUCGUAGAAAUUAAUCAAUUUAAAAAUAAUAGGCAAAGGUUUAAUUUCCUUGUGUAUAAUAAAAUGAUUCAGUUUAAGAAGAGAUAUAAAAUCUAAUAUUAGGAUAAAAUGAAGAAAUAAAAUUAGAUCUUAGUAAAUUAAAUGCUAUAAAUAAAAAUGAUAGAAAGAAAAGAAGAAGUAAAUAAAUAAAGAUUAAUAAUUAGAUGAAACAUAAUCAGCUAAUAGUAAGAGAUCAAUAAGAUCAAAUUGGACAACGAAGACUUUUAAAGAGAAAGCAGAAGAAGUAGCAGUUCCAGCAGUAGGGACUGCAUUAGUUGGUUCUUUAGGUGUAAUGUUGGCAAAAAAUGUUUUAAAAGGGAAAUAACAAUUAUUAGGAAUAGUACCAGCAUUAGCCUGUGGUGCUUAUUAUUUUUAUAAAGUUAAGAAAUAGAAUGAAGUUGAGGUUGAAUUUGAUGAUGAGAAUGAAGAUGAUGUAGAUUCUGAGGACGAAUAAGAUAGUACCAGAUUAGAAUAAUGAGAAUAAUAAUAUACUAUUAUAAAUAAAUA